CGCCGCUUUGUUCCGGGCGCGCGGAGGGAAGGCGAGGCUGCGGCGGAUCAUGCCCAUGGUGUAGCCGCCCAGCGGAGGCAUGGCUGCCGGAAGGUUACUGCUCUACACGGGCCUGUCGCUAGCGCUCUGCGCCCUGGGCAUGCUGGCCGUGGCCAUCUGCUCCGACCACUGGUACGAGACGGACGCCAGGAAGCACAGGGACAGGUGCAAGGCCUUCAACACCCGCCGCGUCGACCCGGGAUUCAUUUACAACAACAAUAACAACUUGCCGCCCGGGGGGAGCCGCUCGCGCCUGGACCGCUGGGAGGGCAAACUCCUCCGGGCCCGGAAUCGCCGGCAGCUCUUCGCCAUGAGCCCCGCGGAUGAGUGCAGCCGGCAGUACAACUCCACCAACAUGGGCCUGUGGAGGAAGUGCCACCGGCAGGGCUUCGACCCAGAGAUCGCAGCCCUCAUUCGGAAAGGAGAAAUUGAGCGAUGCACAUACAUCAAAUACCACUACUCCUCAGCAACCAUCCCCAGGAACCUCACUUUCAAUAUCACGAAGACCAUCCGUCAGGACGAGUGGCAUGCCCUACACCUGCGCAGAAUGACGGCCGGCUUCAUGGGCAUGGCGGUGGCCAUCAUCCUCUUCGGCUGGAUCAUUGGCGUGCUGGGCUGCUGCUGGGACCGAGGCCUUAUGCAGUAUGUGGCGGGGCUUCUCUUCCUCAUGGGAGGAACCUUCUGCAUCAUUUCACUGUGCACCUGUGUGGCUGGGAUCAACUUCGAGCUGUCGCGCUACCCACGCUACCUGUAUGGACUCCCCGAUGACAUCAGCCAUGGCUACGGAUGGUCCAUGUUCUGUGCUUGGGGAGGCCUGGGCCUCACACUAAUCUCGGGAUUCUUCUGUACCUUGGCCCCUUCUGUCCAACCUGUCCCGAGGACCAACUGCCCUAAAUCCAGACCCGAAAAUGGGACAGUGUGCUAAAAAACAAACCCUACACACACACACACACACACACACACACGCACACACACACACAUGCA
Molecule: messenger RNA, 1023 nt
Organism: Tupaia belangeri chinensis (Chinese tree shrew)
Lineage: Eukaryota; Metazoa; Chordata; Mammalia; Scandentia; Tupaiidae
Gene: TMEM178B
Product: transmembrane protein 178B
Exons: 4
Coding region: 80-964 (294 amino acids)
Cellular component (GO): membrane
Source: RefSeq, a predicted model, not a curated record